ACUCACUACGAAGGUAAAAGCUUUCGUGGUGGAUCAUCGUCAGCGAUCGCAACACAGGGCGCAUUUAUUGCCCGUCCUCGACACUAACGCACAGUUAACUGCCGUCUUCCGUUUGGACCGGUUCGCGGGUACGUUGUGACUGUUCGGUUAAUCGGGCGCGCUCGCGUCGAUGACACCCUUGGUGUGAUUGUUCAGCCCCCUUGUGUUUUUUUUAAGCGAAGUAGCUUAAGCUGUUUAUGAGGUGUACAACAAACGGUGGUUGUUGUGGUGCGAAUAUCUCUGUUGUGUUUAACGUUUUGUGAGGCAAUCCAAGCUAUCUGAUUGUGGUUAGAAGUAACAUAUCUAUGCAGUGAUUUGUGGAUGCGGAUAACGGGUGUAUGCUUGGUGCAAUAAGUGGUGAAUUUAGGUGCGUUUGAAGGAAUUAUGUGAAGAAUAUAUUGAAAGAAUCAAACCUGUUUGUGAAAAGCUAGCUGGCGUACGUGUAGCAUCUAGCUGUGGAAAGAAAAUAUAACAUCAACGUUUAACCGAUUCGUUUGUCUGUGCAGCAUCGCGCAUCUUCUUUCGUUCCAGUGAUAGAAUCUCGUCACUGAACCCCAACGAAACGAUAGGCACGCUGCCUAGAAGGGUGCACUGCUCGAAAAUGAAUUCCGUAACUCCCAAACUUCAUCCGCGUUGGUGUUAGUGGACGUUGCAGAAGGCGCGUCAUCCUCAUCUAGUGUGCAUCGUUCCCGCAAAAUCCAGGCAUGGUGGUGCAUGAACCAUGAAGCCCAUCACAUUCGAAUCGAUCCGGAACCUGCUGAAGACGAAAAAGAAACAAAAGGACAAAUCCAACAUCGACCAAAGCUUCAAGCGGAGUGAUUCGUUCAAGCGAAUUAGCAUCCGGAAAAGUUAUCUCGAGCGAGGUCGCAAGCGCAAUGCAGCAGCGGUACUCCGAGGAUCGACCAAAAAUCUGGUCAACAUCAAUGAGUUCGAGGAUCAGGCAAAGGUUGUGAAGGGACCCGAGAAGCUAAAGGUGAACGGAGAUGGGGAAAGCGCCCAGGAGAAAGAUGCUCUGGAGGUGCAGACAGGUGCGUCCUCUUCGAUGCAGAAGCGAGCGUCCCCACCGGAACUCUCCUUCGAGGAGAAGCUAGAGUCGAACGAUGCGUCAUUGGAUGAAAAAAUUCGCGCCCUCCAGGAGAUCAACGAUCGGUACAUCAAUGAAAAUCGCAACCUCGUGGAAAAGACGUAUGAGGUGUCCAAGAAGGUAGAGAAGAUCAAGAUCAAGAAACCGCCCAGACCAUCGAAACAGUCGCUCGGUGCUUCCCAGCAGCAGGUACAGGCAGCUCCAAGGAAAUCUCUCGAAAACGAAGUACAAAAUAAUGAUCUCAGCAGCAAAACGAUCACAUCGGGUUCGCAGGAGCGGCAGGUGAAAUCGACGAAACCACAUGUCCCAGAUGCUCAGGGCAAUACCGGGCGGGUGAAGAAUAUCUCACACGUAAACAUAAACGUUAGCUCGGAUGCUAUCCCGGAGGAAGAUGAAGCGAUCGAGGGUAGCGUACGUGGUGGUGGCGGGAAGGGCGCCGAAGACACGGCGGACGAUAAGUCAUUCUACAGCAUCAGCACAUUCACGAUCGAAAGCAAUACGCUUACGAACGCGGGCAAUAACAACACGAACGCGUCGUCGAAAAAAUCGUUCCGCAGCAGCUUCAGCACCGGUACGAGCAAAACGGCCACCAACGAGCUGCCCACCCUGGUAACGAUCCGGACGUACUGUGAGCCUAACUCACUGAUGCAAUCCACAACCCAUGUCAACGAGCGGUACCUGGAGACAAGCUUCGACAACUGUCCCGAGGAAGCUGAGCACGGUCGGGAGAAUAAGCCACAGGUGGUGAAGGUGGUAAAGGACACGCUGGCACCUGUCCCACCGUCCUCCGGUACGAACACCGGUGAGCGACAGCGGAGUCCUUCGCGAAUUCCUCGGAUUAACACGCAAACGUUCAAAAUGAUACGCAGUAAAUCGAGAGACGGUAUCGUAAUACGCAUCCCGGCGAUGGAUGGACAGGAGGCGGAUGGGGUCGAGAACUCGGGCUCGAAGUCGGACAGCGGAGGCCUUAAGGAGCCGGAAGAUAAUCUAAACCGACAGUUGAGCAACGAUUCCGCGCUCGAUCUGAUCGACGUCGACAUCAAGGUGGACGAGAAAGAUUUGCGCCACGGUUUGGGUGGCUCGACGCAAAAUUUGACCAGUGCAGCGACGGACGGAACGCUGGAGCUGAAGAACCAAAAGAACAAGUAUCGUAAGAAGGCGAAAAAGUCAACGACUAGCAAGACGGGCACGCUGGACGUGGAGGAUGCGAAUCAGCAUACGUUUAAGAGCCAUGAAAACUUUGAACUUCAGCGCACUCCCAAGGGUACCGAUCCGACAGCAACCAGUGAGCCGAAGUUUAUCUAUCCGAACAACUAUUUCGAGGAGGAGAACAACAUCUUCUACGAUCAGACACUGUACGAUGAGGCGGAACUACCAUCGCCGGAAAACAGUAUACCCUACGCGCUGCGAAUCAAGGAGAAUCCGUUCACGAAAAACAAGGAGUUCUAUUCGAUCAAUACCGGGCGCAUCUGGAAGCAGCUAAAUCUUGGCCAGCACCCGGAGGAAGACUCGAUACUUUCCACCGCAGGGCCACGCUUAGUGCCACCGCCUAAGGUGAAGAAUGAAUCAUUUAAAUCGAUGUCCUCUCGGGACUCGGGCUUCAGCUUGACACUAACGAAACCGAAGAAUUUGUUCCGUCGAAAGUCGAAGAAGGCAACGCUACUGCAGCGACGCAAGCCACCGAAGCUAGCCGUCAGCCGCGAUGGGUACUUCAAACGGGUAAUGGUGGUGCAGCGUAAUUCCUCGAAGCGAAAGAAAUCGAUCCGCAAGCAGCGCGUCGCCGGGAAGGACAUCUUCCGGGAGUUGUACGAUGAGAACUGGUGCAAGCUGGGCGAUGACUUCAUAGCCGAACCGCCCAGCGCAGAAACACUCGAACCGGAAGCACCCGACUUUGCGCGUGACUUUGAAAACUUUUGCAACGAUCGCCGAUACAAUCAGGAAAUACACGAUCUGGAAGCGUUCUACGAGGAACAUUUGAAGCGCUUGCGGCAUUACUACAUUCAGAAGAAAAAGAUGAAUGAAGCGGCUAUCAAGGAGUUCUAUCGGGAUUAUGGAGCGGGUCGGGCUGCCAUACUCGGAUCGGAUACAGCGAACGUUGGAGGGACUGCUGCUGGACCUGGGCCGGCCGGUGCUGGCGAGGAGCAGGAUGAAGAGAACGACUACUACGACACGUUCAUAGUGACGAAGAAUGAAACGAUCCGCUUCAAGAACAACGCACUGCAACAGCGGUACUUUCAGCAGACGGAUGCCGGCCUGGAGUUUAUGUUUCCCCAUCCGGACAAGCGCAAAAGUGGUCUCGGAGCAGCCGGAGGUUCCAUCGGGCAGGGGAAGUCGGCCAAAGCCGGCAAAUCUGGCACCGGCAGUGCCCACUCGACGACGACGGCUAGUGGUCGGAAGCAACUGUUUCACGAAGUUCGCCCAUUCGGAAGCGCUCUGGAACCACUGAUUGGUGGUGGUGGCGGCGGUGCACACUACACCGAGGAAGAGUUCCUACGGAAUGAUUCGAGUCUGCUCAGCAAACGCAACCAGUCGGCGCUCGUUAACCGCUACAAGGAGACACCAUCGUUCGUUUACAAGCGCUCAAUAUCUGCUCCCUUCGGUGACUCCAAUUUUCAGCUGACGACUGCUCCUGGGGAUGACCUGAAGCGGAUACGAUCGUCCGGUGCGAUUCAGAAUGAAAUCUCGCUGGCAAACGUUUUCCCGUCCGUUAACGGGGACAAAGCGAGAAAUGCACUGCGCCAUCUAUAUAUGGGUAAAAACAACGAUGGUGAAGAUAACGACGAAGAGCCCGAGGACGAGGAUGAGGAGGACGAUGAAGAGUUUAGCGAGAAUGAGUUCUUGAUCAACAGCUUGGGUGAUAACUUAUACUGCACGCGUUGUGACAAGAUGAACAGUGAUUGUGAGUGUUUCGAGGGGUCAGAUUCUGGGUCGCCCAAGGGGAAGGACUCCGGACGUCUGAGCCGACCGCGACUGAAGGGUGGUGCGAAGCGUGUGUACGGUCCAAACGGUGAGGUAGUGAUCGUCGGUGAGCAAGGUGAUGAUGUGCGGGACAAGCGGGAGAACGGUUCGCAAGACGAUGAGGAUGACGAUGAGGACGAGGAGGAGGAGGCAGUGGAUGCGAACGAUGAGAAUUACUGUGAUGUGUUUGAUUACAAUGAUAUCAACAUCAUACACGUGAACCACAAGAAGAAAGUGAAGCGAAAAAAGUCCAAAAAGCGUACCGUGCGGAAAAAUCAUUCGACGCUGCGGCGUGGCAGCUACUGGGGCGACAUUACUCAAAAAGGAUACGAAAAGAAGCGAACAAGACUCUUGCAGCCAUAUCUGCCCAAAAAUGUGCAGCACGGGAGUGGCUCUGGUGGCGGUGGAGGAGGAGGAGGAGGAGGUGGAAGUAACCCCGGUUACGUCAAUGACAUCCAGUCGCAUCUGCAUCAUCCAGCAUCGCAACAGAAGCAGAACAUCUUUGCUUCAUCGGGCAGUGGUGGUGGUGGUGGAGGGGGAGGAGGCGGUGGUAGUAGGGAUAGAAAUGAUCGAACCAGCAGUGGCAGUGGUGGUGGUGGUGGUCAUCAUCACCACUCCUCGUCCCAUCAGCAACGGGAACAGCAGCAACUGCAACAGAAUCGCACGCGUCGCAGUACGCAACGCAAAGUGACGCACAACGAGAAGCGCUAUCACUCAGCAACGGGACGACCGGAUGUGCUGCAGCCGGAAGAAUUGCUCCGGCCAGCGAUACCUCCCGGUUCGGGUAUACCGGUUCAUCAUCUACUGCGCCAACGGCACGCACUGCUCUCCACAACCACUUCGUCCGGUUCCACGUCCUCGGGUGGUGGUGGUGGUGGUGUUAGUGGCCCCGGACGGUCAGAAUCUAUCCCCCCACCACCUGCAGCAACCAGUACCGUUGUGCCAUCGUUGGGUGGGGUGCAACACACCCCACAGCAGCAACAACCCGGACUGUACUCGAGCGCACUGGUGGCGGCCGCCGCCGAUGCACUGUUCAAAGCGAUGCGCAUCUCUCCGCAACCACCACCGACCGCAACGGUUGCACCGGACACGCCUGUGAUAAUGCGCCCGAAAGCGUAUGCUGAGCCGAUGGGCGGAGGUGCACAGCCACCGGAUCCGGACACGGAUCGGACAAGUAAUAAUCCGGCGAAUGGUGGGCCGCCCGAUGGCAAGAAUAGUAGAAAUAAUAGAAGAAUCGGACGGCACGAGAGUCGCUACACCAGUGAAGUACGCCAGGAAGCGGUACAACAAGCAUUAGCUGCACUCAAAAACCGCCCCAAACCUAGCUUGCCAAUGCCAUCCAAACGAAGCUCGGUGCUUAACCGCAGUCCUGAGCGCGAUCAUGACGAUUCAGACUCCAGUACGGAAGAUGAGUCCAUACCGGAGGAAGGUUUGCUGGGAAGAAUAUCCACGCCGGACCGGGACAACUACAAUCUACCCCGUGAUCACAUACUCACACGGGAACCGAUGAAGCUGCCCUCGUCCCGGGACCAUCACCAUUCGCAGCCCCAACCACUGCCGCAGCCGCCGCAAAAGCAAUCGUCCCAGCACGGGCCGCAACAAACCCACCUCGACCGGCGACCGCCCCAAACGAUCCCGACGCAACCGCCAGCGAACACUACACAACAGCACGCGACACUGUCGGAUACGUCGAGUGCCGGUUCGCCGCCGGCCGUCCACCGGAACCACCAGUACCAGAACAAACCGUCGAGCUACGACCUGACCGAUCUGAACGAUUUCCAACCACACCAGCGCACACCGUACGCCGCGCCGGACAUUACACAGUUCAGCGCCAAUACACGGCGCGGUGCGGAUCGGGUAACGCGCUACGUUAACCUGGCAAAUCAGGAACCGGGUGACACGAGCACUGCUGGCCGGUGGAAGGUGUCGGCCAAGAUUCAGCAGCUGCUGAACACGCUGAAACGUCCGAAACGGAGACCACUGCCCGAGUUUUACGAGGACAACGAUAUCGAGCUAGAAAUUGCGGCCAAUCCGAAAGAUCCGAAUGCACCGAAACCGGAGGGUAGCGUGAUGACACCGGUGCAGGGUGAACAGCUGAUCGUACCGUCGGGGCUGCCGCGUACGCUCGAAGCUGCCCUGCAGCGGUACGGUACGAGCUCGUUCAAGGCACCGAUGGCAACGGUGCUCGACCCGAACGGGAAGAUGACGACAACGCUUACCUACGGCAAGCUGCUGUCCCGUGCGCAGAAGAUUGCCUACGCUCUCUCGACGAAGGUGUUCAGUAAGGGACCGGAGCAGGUGUCUCUCAAGCCGGGCGAUCGUGUCGCGCUGGUCUACCCGAACAGUGACCCACUGAACUUCCUCACCGCUUGGUACGGUUGUAUGUUCCGUGGGCUCGUUCCGCUCCCGAUCGAGCUGCCACUGUCGAGCUCGGACUCGCCACCGCAGCAGGUCGGAUUUUUGCUCAGCUCGUGCGGCGUCCAUGUCGCGCUUACCUCCGAAGCCUGUCUGAAGGGUCUGCCGAAGUCGUCCACCGGUGAGGUGGCGAAGCUGAAGGGUUGGCCCCGAUUGCACUGGUUCGUGACGGAGCAUCUGCCGAAGGUGCCGAAAGAUUUCAACACCAACAACAACCGCAUCAGCGAGGACUCGAAUGCGUACAUUGAGUACACCACGGACAAGGAGGGCAGCGUGAUGGGCGUAACGGUAACGCGCCAAGCAAUGAUCAACCACUGCCGAGCGCUCACGAUGGCCUGCCACUACACGGAAGGGGAAACGAUCGUGUGUGUGCUCGAUUUCAAGCGCGAGGUCGGUCUGUGGCACAGCAUUCUUACGUCGGUGUUGAACGGUAUGCACGUGCUGUUCAUACCAUACGCACUGAUGAAGUUGCGCCCGUCGUCGUGGAUGCAGCUCAUCACCAAAUACAGAGCGUCCUGCUGUCUGGUGAAGAGUCGCGAUCUUCACUGGGGUCUGCUGGCCACUAAGGAUCACAAGGAAAUCUCGCUGUCGUCGCUCCGGAUGCUGCUGGUGGCGGACGGUGCCAAUCCGUGGUCACUGUCCAGCUGCGAUCAGUUCCUGAGCGUGUUUCAAUCGAAGGGUCUCCGACCGGACGCCAUUUGUCCGUGUGCAAGCAGCUCGGAAGUGUUUACGGUAUCGCUGCGCCGACCGGGCCGAUCGGCAGCCGGCGGCUACAACCAGUCGGCAACCGGGCGAGGCGUUCUGUCGAUGUCCGCACUGUCCCAUGGUGUGGUGCGGGUUGACAGUGAAGAUUCGCUCACAUCGCUUACGUUGCAAGACUGUGGUCAGGUUAUGCCGAGUGCUACGAUGGUUGUGGUUAGUGCGGAUGGGUCUCCGGUUCUCUGCAAAACGGAUCAGGUUGGUGAAAUCUGCGUUACUUCCGGUUCGAGCGGUACGGCAUACUACGGCUUGGAAGGAAUGACAAACUCCACCUUCAAGGUUCAACCACUGCUGGAAGCACCCGUCACGAAGGACGGCGAAACCAUUCCGGGCAAACCGAUCGGCGAUGAAACGUAUGUGCGCAGCGGACUGCUCGGAUUCCUCGGUCCCGGUGGGCUCGUGUUUGUGUGCGGCUCCCGGGACGGUCUGAUGACCGUCACGGGCCGCAAGCACAACUCGGACGACAUUAUUGCGACGGUGCUGGCCGUCGAGCCGAUGCGCUUUAUCUACCGCGGCCGUAUUGCCGUGUUCAGCAUUAAGGUGCUGCGCGACGAGCGUGUGUGUGUGAUUGCCGAGCAGCGGCCCGACUGCUCGGAGGAAGAAUCAUUCCAGUGGAUGUCCCGGGUGCUGCAGGCUGUCGAUUCCAUCCACCAGGUCGGCAUCUACUGUCUGGCGCUUGUACCACCGAACCAUCUGCCAAAGACGCCCCUCGGCGGUAUCCAUCUGACUGAGGCGCGCCGCCGGUUCCUGGAAGGUUCGCUACACCCGGCCAAUGUGCUCAUGUGUCCGCAUACCUGCGUGACCAAUCUUCCAAAACCGCGCGAAAUUCACCACGGCUCUAUCCAACAACUUCAAAUUUCCGGAACGUCAUCCUCUGCCACGAACAUUGGCGGCGUUGGUGGACUCGGCACGGGCACCGGUACCGGUGGUACGGGCACGGCUGUCGGUGGCGCCGGCGGUGCAGAUGCCUCCGUUGGUCCGGCCUCGGUAAUGGUCGGCAAUCUGGUGCAGGGCAACCGGCUUGCCUCUGCCCAGGGCCGCGAUAUCGGUCUGGCCGACGAUAACGAACGUAAGCAUCAGCUUAUUACGGGCGUGCUGCGAUGGCGUGCAAACUCAUCACCCGACCACGUCCUCUACACGUUGCUCAACUCGAAGGGUGCGGUCGCGAAAACGCUCACCUGCUCGGAACUGCACAAGCGGGCGGAAAAGAUUGCCGCCCUGCUGCAGGAACGGGGCAAGGUGAAUCCGGGCGAUCAUGUGGCACUUAUCUUCCCGCCCGGACUCGAUCUGAUCUGUGCGUUCUACGGUUGUCUGUAUCUGGGUGCCGUGCCGGUUACCAUACGGCCACCGCAUCCGCAGAAUCUCAUCACCACGCUGCCGACCGUGCGGAUGAUCGUGGACGUGUCCAAGAGUGGCAUCAUCCUGUCGAUACAGAGCAUCAUCAAGCUGCUGAAGUCGCGCGAGGCGGCCACAUCGAUCGAUCCAAAGAGCUGGCCCACCAUACUGGACAUCGAGGACAACCCCAAACGGAAGCUGGCCGCUAUCGCUAACAGCACGCUAGAUUCGACGGCCUAUCUAGACUUCAGUGUGUCCACCUGCGGUCGGCUAAGUGGCGUUAUCAUCACGCAUCGAUCACUAUCGAGUCUCUGUGCCAGUCUGAAGCUUGCCUGCGAGCUGUACCCUAGUCGUCAUGUAGCACUCUGUCUUGAUCCGUACUGUGGCCUUGGCUUCUCCAUGUGGACACUGAUCAGCGUGUACAGCGGUCACCAUUCGAUACUGAUUGCACCGUACGAGGUGGAAGCCAAUCCUAGUCUCUGGCUGAGCACACUGUCCCAGUACCGUGUGCGCGACACAUUCUGCUCGUACGGCGUCAUCGAGCUGUGCACCAAAGCGCUUAGCAACUCCAUUCAGGCACUGAAGCAGCGCAACAUCAACCUGGGCUGCGUGCGCACCUGUGUGGUGGUGGCCGAGGAGCGUCCGCGCGUCCAGUUGACGCAACAGUUCUGCAAGCUGUUCCAGGCGCUUGGGCUGAACACGCGCUGCGUAUCGACCUCGUUCGGAUGUCGCGUCAAUCCGGCCAUCUGUGUGCAGGGUGCUAGCUCGGCCGAAAGUGCUCAGGUGUACGUGGACUUGAGGGCGCUGCGCAACAAUCGGGUUGCGCUGGUUGAGCGCGGUGCACCGAACUCGCUCUGCCUGGUGGAGUCGGGCAAGCUGUUGCCGGGCGUGAAGGUGAUCAUUGCCAACCCGGAUUCCAAGGGACAGUGUGGCGAUUCACAUCUCGGGGAGAUUUGGGUCCAAUCACCGCACAACUCGAACGGCUACUUCACGAUCUACGGUGACGAAACGGACUAUAACGAUCAUUUCAACGCCAAGCUGGUGACGGGCUGCUCGACCAACGAUACGUGGGCCCGCACCGGGUACCUUGGGUUCCUCCGGCGCACCGAGUGUUCCCAGGCCGGCUCGAUACUGGACGAAACCACACCGAGCAUAGCUAGUCGCGAUUCGGACACCGAAUCAAUUCAUUCACAGGGUCACAACACACUAAACUCCACGACGAGCUCGAACGCGGGCAAUACGGUGGCGACGGUCGGGGCCGGUAACGAGCAGGAGCUGCACGAUGCCGUCUACGUGGUCGGCGCACUGGACGAGGUGAUAACGCUGCGCGGCAUGCACUACCAUCCGAUCGACAUCGAGAACUCGGUGCUGCGAUGCCACAAGAAGAUCGCCGAGUGUGCCGUCUUCACCUGGACCAACCUGCUGGUGGUGGUGGUCGAGCUCGAUGGGAACGAGUCGGAAGCGCUCGAUCUGGUACCGCUCGUCACGAACACCGUGCUGGAGGAGCAUCAGCUAAUUGUCGGUGUGGUCGUGGUUGUCGAUCCGGGCGUUGUACCGAUCAACAGUCGCGGAGAGAAGCAGCGGAUGCAUCUGCGGGACGGCUUCCUCGCCGAUCAGCUCGAUCCGAUCUACGUUGCGUACAACAUGUAAAAUCACCCGUGUGAUAGUGUGAUGGUAGAAUCCGGACAUCCGGUCGUUCGCUCGCUCUCUCCCUCUCUCCGGAAGGUGGUGUAAAUGUGCAGCACAAUUUCUCCAGUCCCGCGCCGUAUUUCAAUCCAAGCAACCAACGACACAUGAUGAUGGGAUGGAGGGAUGCUAAUGGAACGCACAACUUACGUUUAGGGACAGAGCGGUGUUUAGAAUGAACGAACAAAGCAUGCUUUGAAACUUCUAGUAACCACUAAAACGGGGCGCGUACACUACUAGCCAUACACAUAUAAGAUAAUUCUUUCUUACUCUUAUUCGAUUCGAUUACUGCCAAACUCUGUGGGAACGGUGGGGAAAUCCGCUCCGAAUCCCCCGCUCCCCCCCCCCCCCCCUGCUGUGCGACGAAACAUGUACAUUGGCCAGCGUAAUUCUACUUGAAAAAAAACCUCCCCCCACUUCAUAGCCAUUCUCUUGUAGCUGCUAGUUUUACGUUCUUUAGAAGAAAGUAUCUACUAUAAACCCGUGGUUUUGUGAUCGAUUGUGCUGCGCGUGAGGAUAUGUAGGAAUGGUUCGGUUGUUUUUAAGGUAUUAAACACACACACUCACGCGCACGCGCGCCUGCUAAGCGUUAGUGCAGAAGGGAAUGGGUGGACGGCCACACAUCCUGGUUGUUUCCUUCCUUCGGGUAGCUUUACUCUGUACAUACCAUUUAAGCCAUUAAUAGGAAGCAGAAGGCCAAGGUGUGGACAUACGAACAUAAAAACACACACACAGUUAUAAAACCGAUUAAAUGAUUAAAUUUAAAGGAAGCAGCAGCAGCACGGCAGCAGCAAGCGAUAGGCAAAUUAGUUUGAAAGCUCUCUGAUUCAACACUUGUUGGUGGUGUCUCCUUUCGAGUCCCCGUGUGUGUGCGUGUGUGUGUAAGGACACGAUUGACGCACGAUUAUUCCAUAUUUGCGUACAUAUAUAUAUAUGAAGAACAAAUCAACAAUACCAUACAUAUAUUAGCGUACCUUUCGAGGCGCCCGUACACCGUGGCGUGCGCAUCAUUGUCCUCUCUCAUUACUAAAGGGCAAGUUUUUUGUUGUGUGUGUUUCGACUGUCUCACUGGCACUGUGCGGUGUAGGAUUACGCGUUCGUUUUCUUCCUCUUCUCUUGGGUAGCAGGAUUGCAUACUAAUACUUCCUUUUUGUGAUUAUUAAGCUAUAACCAUAUAUGCGAUGUGGUGUGUCCACGCGUAUGUGUGUGAGUGUGCGUGUGUGUGACACGAAACAGGGUCUACCAUCCUUCUCUUCGUGUUAGAUUAGAUUAAGGCAACAAGGCACACUUGCUAUCGUUUCUAAGUAGGCAUUAGGAGCCCCUGAAAAAGAUCGAUCCUUCCCAUUUGUUUUUUUACUAACUAUUAUCCUUUGUACACAAUGUGCUGUUAAACAGUAUUGUUUUUUUCUUCCUCCCCCCACUCCCCCCUCCCACCUCUCGCUCCUUUUGUUUCGGUAUCUCUUCCUAAUGUUUAAACACUUUUCGGUUUAUAAGUCGAUAGUCGGACGAACGGAAGGGUUGUAUACAGGAACGCGGAGCGCGAUCGAAUGAUGUGAGUGUAGUGGUAGCUCGUAGAAAGCAGAAAGAACACAUUAUACUACAGUAAGAAUAGUUAACGCAGUAAACAAUAGCAUUAGUGUUGAAUUUCUUUUAUUUUUGUUUGCUUUUCUGUUCCGAAAAAUGGUUUAUAGUUUUAGAACGAAUCUUAUCCACACUUUCCCCAUUCUAGUCUCCCGCUGGCCCAUUUGUUUCCGUAAAGCAAGCGACUUAUGACAAGAAGACGCUGGUGAGGUUUUGUUGCAUGUAAGUACCAAGCACUUUCCUUACUUGGCAGGUGUAGAAGAGAGAACCCGGACACACGCAGUACUCUACUGUUUAGUACAUCUAAUCGAUUUUUCUCUCUAGCUGCUCGUAUGUAGAAAUUUAGUAAAACGAAACAAACCAAUAAAAAUUCACUUAACGUAAAACGAGAGGCAUGAUGAUAGAGUUCUCGUUCGUAUUCGUUUAGCUAGAAAACACAGUUCCACCGGCUGUGUGGGUGGUUAGGAAAAGUUCGCACAGACACACACACACACACCAACACACACAUACACCCAGACACCGACUGCGAACACCGUCAAUAGUGAGCAGGACCUGUUUAGCAUUAGAAAGGAUAAUAAAUGUAUUUCAAUUAAAAGUCA
This is a messenger RNA of Anopheles stephensi (Asian malaria mosquito), 12456 nucleotides long. It is a transcript of the gene DIP2, whose product is annotated as disco-interacting protein 2. The transcript has 18 exons. The record is from RefSeq and is a predicted model, not a curated record. Bases 761 to 10240 code for a protein of 3159 amino acids. Lineage: Eukaryota; Metazoa; Arthropoda; Insecta; Diptera; Culicidae.